This is a messenger RNA of Heterobasidion irregulare TC 32-1, 384 nucleotides long. RefSeq lists its product as uncharacterized. The transcript has 2 exons. Lineage: Eukaryota; Fungi; Basidiomycota; Agaricomycetes; Russulales; Bondarzewiaceae. The record is from RefSeq and is a predicted model, not a curated record. The annotation marks the transcript as partial.
AGGACAUAUCACCUAGAGAUUAUACAGCAGCCAGAGAUGUCGGCCGAAUUUGGCUCAGCUGCGCUAUCUCGUCUUCCGUUAUCGCCGCCUCUAAUCGUGCAGCUGAUCAUCCGGGACUUUCGAGGGAACAUAGUAGAGAACGAGCCUGAUCUGCCAUUCAUGAUUUCUCACUUGUCGCUCCAUGGCGCUGAUGGCUCGGGACCACUUGAGUUACCGCAAAACGGACAUUUCCCUCCAAACAGAUUACUUUAUGGAAAUCUUGUAUCUUCACCCCACAACAUGCGCAAUCUGCAAGGCCGUGCGGGGGUGUAUUUUCUUUUCCCAGAUGUUAGCGUGCGCCAGCGUGGGCGGUAUUCCUUGCAGGUGACUCUGAUGCGGUUAUCG